Carica papaya (papaya) is the source of this 1690-nucleotide messenger RNA. NCBI's taxonomy places the organism in Eukaryota, Viridiplantae, Streptophyta, Magnoliopsida, Brassicales, Caricaceae. The record is from RefSeq and is a predicted model, not a curated record.
UCUGAGUUUCUGACACUAUAAACUCGUUUCUUUGUCUUCCUCUAUAUAUACACGGGCUUCUCUCAUUUCUCUCGCAAACUUAGAUAUCAUCGACAUGGCAGUUUCCGUGUCUUUGUUCAGAGCAAACUUACCUUCCUGCACUUCAUUUCUUAAGCCUACAAGAACCGACCGGAGUUUCAGAACACGGUUAGAGGUGAAAGCAGGUGGUGAUAGCUCGGAUGUUGAAGAAGACAAGAUGGUAAUAAAAAAAGAGAAGGAUGGAUGGAAAAUUGACUUCUCCGCUGGGAAACCAGCGACUCCAUUGUUGGACACCAUUAACUACCCAGCUCACAUGAAGAAUCUAUCCACAGAGGAUCUGGAACAACUAGCAGCAGAGCUGAGAGCAGAUAUUGUGUAUAGUGUGGCGGAGACAGGCGGGCAUCUUAGUGCGAGCUUAGGCGUGGUGGAGCUAGCGAUAGCUUUGCACCAUGUGUUCAACACCCCUGAAGAUAAAAUCAUAUGGGAUGUUGGCCAUCAGGCCUAUCCACACAAAAUUCUAACAGGAAGAAGAUCUAGGAUGCACACAUUAAGGAAAACUUCAGGCUUGGCAGGUUUUCCGAAGAGGGACGAGAGCAUUCAUGAUGCAUUUGGUGCAGGGCAUAGCUCUACUAGCAUCUCUGCGGGUCUUGGUAUGGCAGUUGCAAGAGACCUUCUGGGGAAAAACAAUAACGUUAUCUCUGUGAUUGGAGACGGAGCCAUGACUGCAGGACAAGCCUACGAGGCCAUGAACAAUGCAGGAUUCCUCGAUUCCAACUUGAUUGUUGUACUGAAUGACAAUAAACAAGUAUCUUUACCAACUGCUACUCUUGAUGGCCCCGCAACUCCAGUUGGCGCCCUUAGCAGUGCCUUAACCAAGCUGCAAGCCAGUACCAACUUCCGCAAACUUCGUGAAGCUGCAAAAAGCAUUACAAGGCAGAUUGGCAAGCAAGCACAUGAAGUAGCAGCCAAGGUAGAUGAAUAUGCACGAGGAAUGAUCGGUGCUCCUGGUUCUGUUCUCUUUGAGGAGCUAGGGUUAUAUUAUAUCGGUCCAGUUGAUGGGCACAACGUUGAAGAUUUAGUCACAAUUUUCCAAAAAGUGAAAGAGAUACCCGCCCCAGGGCCCGUCCUAAUCCAUGUCGUGACCGAGAAGGGGAAGGGCUAUCCUCCAGCUGAGGCAGCAGCUGAUAAAAUGCAUGGAGUUGUCAAGUUUGAUCCAGAAACAGGGAAGCAAUUUAAGUCUAAAUCCCCUACACUUACAUAUACACAAUACUUUGCUGAAUCUCUGAUAAAGGAAGCUGAGGUAGAUGAUAAAAUUGUAGCCAUUCAUGCAGCAAUGGGUGGUGGUACAGGUCUCAAUUAUUUCCAGAAGAGGUUUCCAGAUCGAUGCUUUGAUGUGGGGAUUGCUGAGCAGCAUGCUGUAACCUUUGCAGCAGGUCUAGCCACAGAGGGUCUCAAACCAUUCUGUGCCAUCUAUUCAUCAUUCCUGCAACGAGGCUAUGAUCAGGUGGUACACGAUGUAGAUCUUCAAAAACUACCUGUUCGAUUUGCAAUGGACCGAGCUGGAUUGGUUGGUGCUGAUGGACCCACCCACUGUGGAGCAUUUGACAUCACAUAUAUGGCUUGCUUGCCAAACAUGGUGGUCAUGGCUCCCUCAGACGAGGCUGAGCUUAUG